CUCCGUUUCGUCAUCAGGUGUUGCAGUGAGUGAAUCGUACUAGAAACCGUACUUUGUUUUGUUUCUGUUCACAACGACAUAGUUCUAAACAACAAAGGAAGAAGAAAUGGCGUCACAGCAAGAAAAGUCUGAACUCAACCGUAGGGCAAAGGAAGGAGAAACUGUAGUUCCAGGUGGCACCGGUGGGAAAAGUCUUGAAGCUCAGGAACACCUUGCUGAGGGGAGGAGCCGAGGAGGGCAGACGAGAAAGGAGCAGUUGGGAAGUGAAGGCUACCAGGAAAUGGGACGCAAGGGAGGUUUGAGCACCGGCGAAGAGGCCGGCGGGGAGCGUGCGCAGCGAGAAGGAAUAGAGAUAGACGAGUCAAAGUAUAAGACCAAGAGCUGAACAAGUUGAUGAAGACGAUAGUCUUUUAAUCCUCUGGUCCUCUUCCCUGUGUUAAUAAAAGGGUCUUUUUCUUUCUCAUGUGUCUAGUUUCUAGGAUGUAUGUGUUUUCAGCUUUCUAGUUUAUAUAAGCUUAAGCUAGGUACUAUCGUAAUGGGGACCAUGCAUGUAGUUAUGUUGUCUCUUUUGGUUUCAUAUGUUGUGCAGUUCGUCUAACUUGAAUGUCUAGUUGUCUUUUUA
Molecule: messenger RNA, 622 nt
Organism: Nicotiana tabacum (common tobacco)
Lineage: Eukaryota; Viridiplantae; Streptophyta; Magnoliopsida; Solanales; Solanaceae
Product: em protein H5-like
Biological process (GO): response to abscisic acid
Cellular component (GO): cytosol
Source: RefSeq, a predicted model, not a curated record